Molecule: messenger RNA, 2319 nt
Organism: Maudiozyma barnettii
Lineage: Eukaryota; Fungi; Ascomycota; Saccharomycetes; Saccharomycetales; Saccharomycetaceae
Gene: BUD6
Product: Bud6p
Exons: 1
Coding region: 1-2319 (772 amino acids)
Biological process (GO): establishment of cell polarity
Cellular component (GO): cytoplasm; cell tip
Molecular function (GO): cytoskeletal regulatory protein binding
Source: RefSeq, a predicted model, not a curated record
AUGUCGAGUUCUUCCGAGACAGGGGAUUCCACCUCACGAUCGUCACUGUCGUCGGCAAGGACAUCAGUCAGUAUUGAAACAACGGUGACUAAGCUUCUUAUGUCGACGAAGCAUUUAUUACAAAUCCUGACGCAAUGGUCCAAAGGAAGUGCAACUGGAAAAAUGGUAUCUGACUCCUAUGUCCAACUUGGUAACGAUUUCAAACUGGUGUCAAAAUUCUUUACACAUGCAAAAGUUGAUAUUUCGGAUUUGGGCGAUGUUCCAACGCAACUACGUAAGGUUUUAGAAGUGACGCUACGUGAGCCAGCAUCAGACACGACUCUAAAUAAAUAUUUACCCAGAAUACGUGAGAUUAUUGUAAACUUAUUGGAUAAAUUGAAAGUGAAACAAAUACAAUUGAAACAAGCUAGACAAGAACAACUUAUUACCAAGGUUUCACUUUCAAAGGACACUCUAUCCCCGGGUGUACCCUCUUCAGAGAGAAUAUCAACACCUAGGGUUACAGAGACGGAUGAAUCACAAUCACAAUCAAAUAUUAAUAAGAGAUUAUCUCAUAUUAGUUCCAAUUCCACUCAGAAAGAAGGAGAUAAUGUGAUAUCUAAUAAUGAAUAUAUCGAAGAAAAAGAGAAACGAAGUUCCACAGUUACCCAUGGAAAGAACAACUCUAUUGAUAUUGAUGCGCAACAUAAAGAUCAAAUAGUAGUAUCAAAGGUAAGGGACUCGACCGACCAGGACGCAUUGGAGCAAUUAAAGAACGGAUCAAAUUUACAACGACGUGCCUCGAAAAGGUACUCUGCAUAUCAUAUGGCGAAGCUAACUAACCAGUCAACUAGUGUUGCUGUCAAUGCAGCAGCAUAUGCAACCUCCCCUGUGCCAAGCAUGCCAAAUAUGUUUGAUAUUGAUAAAAGUAACUCACCUAACCGCAUUGUUAGUGAUCAGAGAACAGAAUUACUUUCCCCUCAAAGUAAACGGCUAUCAGUUGAGCAAAAUAAUAUUGAUGGAACAUAUACUGUCUUUUUAAAACUGAAUGGAAACACCAAAAGGUGCGUUGUACCAAUCAUCAAUAGCAUGAAGAACCUGAGAUUACUAUUUGUUGAGAGAUUUGCUUACUCUCCUGGCGGAGAUUCAUUCCCUGAUAUUUAUAUCACGGACCCAAAAUAUAAUGUCCCCUACGAAUUGGAUGAGCAAGAAAUCGGAACAAUAACUGACGGAACCACAUUAGAGCUACGAACAAAAAAUAUUCCGCUUAUACACGAUGACAUGUUAAAUGAAUUAAAAACUUCGAUGAGACAAGAGAUUGCAAAGUCUCAAACUGAAAUUUUGAAACAUUUAACAAAUGUUGCAAACGGGGAGUCUUCCAACAAUGUACAUGCUAAAGAUAUUUCAUCACCGCCUCUAUCUGAAAGUAAGAGCGAAACUACAACUACAAUCGAUACUGAAUCUAGAGCACCUAUCGACAAAACUUCGGAGAUUAACGAUUUAAAGCGCCAACUAAAUAUUAUCAAAAUGCUCUACUCAUCAAACAAAUCUGGGUUGGACAGUAGUAUAUUGGACAUUAAAAAAAAACUGGAAGAUUUCAAAAACGUAUCAAUAGUCAAUGAAUCAUCGGAUAAAAAAGAAUAUGUCGAACAAUCCCAAGCUAAGUUGGGUGAAAUUUCUGACAACCUGCUAACCAGUGUAGACGAUUUGCAAGAUAUAAUCGAAAUAUUAAGAAAAGAUGUAGCUGAUCGUGGUUCAAAGCCAACUACAAAGAAACUAGAAUCAUUAGACAACGAAUUGAAUAGUGCCAAUGAAAAUUUAAUCAAAAUGGAGAAAUACAUUGUUUCUGAAAAACCACAUUGGAAAACUAUAUGGGAGGCAGAGCUGGACAAAGUCUGCGAAGAACAGCAAUUCCUAAACUUGCAGGAAGAUCUGCUGUUUGAUUUAAAGGAAGAUUUGAAAAAAGCAGUAGAGACAUUCAAUUUGAUACACCUGUGUUGCGACGAGCAGGAAAAAAAUCCUAGCAAACCCAGGGUCAAUACCAUUCUACCCCUCUUAAAACCUGGAACGUUCAACCAGGUAAGAGAGCAAGUUAUGGUAGCAGUUGAGUCCAUCAACCCAAAUCACGAAGAACGGUUAGACGCUUUAGAAAAGGCUGAAAAACACUGGGAGAGGGAAAAGAAGUAUAAAGGAGAUGACGAAUUUAAGGAUGAAUUGGGGAACUUCGUGGAAAAUUCAGGACUAAAGAAGUUAGGCGGUCUUGAAGAAAUAGAACGUCAAAGAAGAGAAAAGGAUGAAGCUAACUUGAGGGCUAAUUUCAGAGGUCAGAUGCCAUUAUAA